Saccostrea echinata is the source of this 6004-nucleotide messenger RNA. Its product is annotated as neural cell adhesion molecule 1-like. Gene Ontology annotation, molecular function: protein binding. Bases 87 to 2405 code for a protein of 772 amino acids. The record is from RefSeq and is a predicted model, not a curated record. The transcript is spliced from 16 exons. Lineage: Eukaryota; Metazoa; Mollusca; Bivalvia; Ostreida; Ostreidae. Gene Ontology annotation, cellular component: membrane. Gene Ontology annotation, biological process: cell adhesion.
UUGCGGCAUGGUCAUAAUCUUGAGAACGCUUUACUAGCAGAAGUACGAUCUUUGGGAGUCUAUUUGUAAAUAUCGUUUAUCAUAAUAUGGUUAUUCAGAGUGCUGUAAUGAAUUACGGAGAAUUAUGGCUGGUACUGAUGGGAUUAGUGCUAAUAGGUGGAACAGUGGGUCAGGAUGGAGGUGUAGUGGAAAUAAUGUCAGAAAACCCACUUGUAGUACCUGGUAAAAGCAGUACCAGGAUUCAGUGUACAGCAAGAGGGGUAGGAAAUGAAGGAGCAAAUUUAAGGUGGUAUGGCCCUGAUGGAAAUGCCAUUGGUACAAACUUAUUAGAUAGGGUAUAUACUCUAAGUUACGCAGCAGGCUCCCUGUCAGUUAUCAUCACAAAUGUCCUAGAACAGGAUGCUGGGGAAUAUACAUGCAAUGGAACAAUUAAUGGAACACCAAAAACUGCAAAAAUCUCAGUGUCUGUCAACAUGCCCCUUGAAAUUACAGAAGAAAUGGCACCAAGGUCACAGAAAGUUGAAGAAGGCACCCAAGGCUUAAUUAAGUGCACUGCCCCUGGGGGAUACACGAUAGCUUGGAUAAAGGAUGGCAGUCCAAUUGGUCAAGACUCAAAUGGAACUGAUGAACAUCCAAGAUAUUCUCAGGUUUCAGAGGGACUUGAAAUCAAUAAAGUAAAUCGCAGUUUGGAUGAGGGAAUAUUUAUUUGCAAUGUGUAUGGAACUGGAGCUGCUUCAUCAAAAAUUGAAUUUAUUAACAUACAAGUUACAGUGACUGUUCGUCCAAAAAUCACGAGACCUCCAAGUGCAGGACAGGCGGUAGAAGGAGCACAGUACCGGUUUGAAUGCAGAGCAUCAGGAGAACCUUCUCCAGAAUACCAUUGGUUUAAGGAUGAAAGUAGUAAUGAACUUGUGGGGGAUAGGUUUGAGAUUGACAAACAGAACGGAAUAUUGACCAUCAAAGAAUCAAAAAAGGAUGACGAGGGUCUGUACAAAUGUGAGGCUAGGAAUGAAGCUGGAGUGGACAGUGCAACAGCACAGCUAAGGGUCAUUAUACCACCUAAAAUUCGUGAGUUCAAUAAUGGAACAGGGGAAGAAGGUAAAGAUGGCACCUUACGCUGCAAGGCCUAUGGCGAUCCUAUUCCUACCAUCAAGUGGCUUAAAGGAGAUGUUGUGCUUCCUGAUGGAGCACCUACCCAGGAUAUGAAUGAGAAAACAGUAGUUUCAAGAUUGACUAUAUCCCCUCUUACAAAGGAUGAUGGUGGGCAGUACACUUGUGAGGCAGCCACUCAGGGUGCAGAAAGUGACAAAAAACAUGCUUAUCUCAUUGUCAAAUAUAAACCUGCCUUUAAUCCUGGCAUGCCAACCACAGCAUGGACAUGGCAAAAUGCACCUGGAAACCUCACCUGUGAAGUGGAGGGAGAGCCCAGACCUAGAGUGGAAUGGUUUUCAGUUCCCAAUGAAAACGGAGAAAGAACCCCAAUUUCUGAAGGAGGACGCUUUUCCAUAACAAACAAAAAUAAAGGAACAAAUACAGUUAUCAGUACUUUGAGGGUUGUCUAUGAUUUCAGUGUACCAUUAGGAGAAUAUCUUUGUAAAGCCAUAAAUGAUUUAGGAGCCACAAACAGAACAAUUAGACUGAGAAAAGCAGAUCCCCCAGCCUCCCCCUCUGUAUUGGUAGUAGAAGUGACACCAAACACAGCUGACUUUACUGUACAGUUCAGUUCCAUGGCUAAUGCACCACCACCAAAGCGAUUGAAGGUCACCAUUACUAGUUCACCUCCACAAGCUAUGGACCCCCAAUAUUUUGAUGUUGGAGUGGUAAAUGGUAAUCCAAAGGAAGUUAAAGUUGCUCUGACGGGGUUGACACCCAGUACUUCCUAUACCUUUGAGUUUGCAGGAGAGAGUGAUGCUGGUAUAGGGGUAUCUACCACAAAAACAGCAAAUACACCUUCAGCAAGAGAGCCAUAUAAAGUUGUUAUCCAGAAUCCCCUUAGAGAUGGUGAAUAUCCAAAUAAGUACAAUUUGCAAUGGGAAACACCCAAGGAUGGAGGUUCUCCAAUCCAGUCUGUUAGAAUCUGCUAUAGGAGGGUGAAGGUUCGCCCAGAACUGUCACCCACAAAUGAGUACCAGUUUGUGGAGCAGAUCACAGGAUUUGUUUGUAAUGAUGCACAACCGCAGCAGUCCUCCUAUAUGCUCACUAAUUUGGAACCCUCCACACACUAUCAAGUUAAUAUUCAGGCGCGCAAUCAAAAGGGGGAUUCAGAGGACAGCUUUUUCAUCUUUAAAACCAAAAGUCCUCCUUCUUCAGGCUAUGUUGGGAGUAAUUCUGCCUCCCUGUGCCAAAGUCACCUACCUUGGGUUUUUCUAGGGCUGUUAACUGCAUGUAUAUUGGCAACUCUCUAAGGCGUAAGGCAGCAACUAUGAUAACUGAAAAAUGAGUUAUUGACACCAGCGAGAAAAUGACCGGUGAAAUCAAUUGUCAAAAAAUCUAUCAAUCCAGAAAUUAUUGCUGCAUUCCUCAGUGUUUGAUAUUAUGCAACUUUUAUUUACACCAGGAAGCAUGAUUUUGAAAUAACUUGCAGAUGAUAUUCAGUAACAUCAAACAUUUUUUUCCUUAGGAUUAAAAUGGGAACGAUUAUAUAAAUACUCAAUUUUAAUAAGUUGACAAAAAAAAUACAAGCAUAAAACAGAGCUUGUAUGUUCGAAGAACCUGCCAAGGAUCACAAGUCGAGAAAUCCAUUUUGAUAUGUGUAUAAAGAUUUUUGUCAUGUUUGUAGAUCACUUGUACUUUUCUUUUUUGUAUAGCUAUUUUGCUUUUGUUAUUAACUUUGUAAGAGUAGAUUACACAGAGAUAAUCUGUUUGAGAUGUACAAUAUAGGAGUCUUCAGACUGUCUGCCAGUAUUUUUUCUGUAAUGUACUGUAUUUUACGGGUCUCAUAUAUAUAAUACUUAACAUAGAUAGAGGUCAUUCAUUAUCAUUUGAUUAUUUACCAAAUAAGGCUUUUAAUUGGCCUGUUAAUGAUUGUAUUUGACAGAGUUAGGAUAGAAGUAAUGCUGUAAUAAUAUUCUGCCAGGAUAAGGUGGUUAAUAUUUUUAUAAAGAAUGACAAAAGUCGAUGUGAAUAUAGUUUCUAAAAGUGCACAGAAGCAGUAUUAUCAAAAGCGCAUCAUAGAUGUGAAAUGUUUUGGUAAAUUUUUAGUGUUUGGCUUUUAUCUUUUCAGGACAAUUACAUACAUGUAGUACAGUUAUAAGUUUUUAAGGAAAAUUUUAAUGCUUGAAAUAACCAAUAUCAUAAUACUAUUUGUUAUACCUUUAAAAAUUGGUUCUUGUAUAAAUCUGUACCAAAAAAGUCAAACAUUUCCAAUGUUUUACUAAGCGGUUAUUAAAAAAAAAAUCAAUGUUUGACCGCAGAGUGAGAUAUUGGACCAGUCGAUGAGAUAUUGGACCGCUUACGUCACACUGUGGGCGGGAUAAGCUAGUAAAUCUUAUGUGCAUUAGUUCAUAUCAUUGCUGGUCGACAGUGACAGAAUUGAUCGAGUUUUAGUACAUGUACAGGAAAUUUACGUCAUGGAAGCAAGCACAAGAUACAUGAAUGUAAAUAAAAAAAAUAAAAGGUAUAGCAAAACAAUUACUGACUGUUGAGUUAUCGGGCAAAAUGUGUUUUGUCUAGUCCAUGAACCAAACUGUUUGCCUUCGGCCUAACGGCCUGAGGCAAACAGUUUGGUUCUUGGGUCCGACAAAAUGCAUGUUGCCCUCGAACCAAGUCAAUAAAUGUAUAGUGUUGCCAUGGAAUGAAAGAAUAUGACUGCUUGUUAUAUUUUCUGCAUGGUAAAUUUGCACAAAAUUAUGUAUACCAUUUAACCACAUAUAUUGUAAAUUGCAUUAUUAGUGUGUUAUUUUUGUGUAUGUUGGCAUGUGUGUUGUAUGUUGUGUGUUUUUAUGUACAGGUAUUGGAAAAAUCAUUUGACAUUGAAGAUACUCUUAAGCAAAUUUUAACUUAAAUAAUCAUAUAUAGGUAUAGACAUCCACAAAAAAUAAAUAUGCCAGGAAGAAUAUGCUUCUCCAAAAAUGAAUUUAGGCAACAUUGUGGUAGAAGUGAAAGGUUAAGAUAGGCAUAACUAAAGUUCUGUGGUUGUUGACACAUGUAUAUACAUAGUAAUUAAAAGUAUGAGGUAGUUGUGAGCACAAAUCAUUAACUUUGAUGUGAAUUUAUAGCUUAUAAGGGAAUGUGUUCAGGUUGUAUUCUUUAUAUAUAGAGAGUGAUUGUUUUAUAGAUCAUCAUGAGUAAAUAGUUAUACAGGGACUGUACAGAUACUGGUGUUGUGAUGGUGUUAGAAGUUAUAUAUUACUGCAGUAAACUUAAUUGUUGUAGGAUGCAUGCAUUCAAAUGACUGAAUAAGGAGAGAUUUCCUUGUACAGUAUUAUUGCACUGUACUGAACGUAAAAGUAGGAUGUUAAAAGAAACACUAAAAGAUAAAAGAGACAAAAAUUCUACAGAAAUAUGAAUAUAUAGUUUUAGACAUUCUUAGAGUUAUAAAUACAUCACAAUAUAUUAAAAGUCACUAAAACUAGGUGUAAGACUCAAAAUGGUGAAGACAGGAAUUCUGUUGUUGAUUAGAUUUUAGGAGUCAUUUAAGGUGUUUGUACAGGUGACUGAUAAAACAUUCCAAAUUAGGAAAGGGAGGUGGUAUUUUGAGCAAAAAAGAAGAUAAAUCUUGUUAAGUCAAGUACUGCACCCAGGAAUAGGAAAUGAAGAUGAGAUGUUCAAGUGAUCUUAGGAUUAUUUUAAGGAUAUCAGUUUUUAGGAUUUAGUUUUAUAUUCAUGAUAUUUAUAGCCCAAGUAGGCUUUCUUUGUACUCUUGCAGUUUUUUUUUUUUUUUAUCUUAUUUUAUGAACAUUUUUGUUUGGUAGAGUGAGUGGUCAAAAUGUUUUUGUCUGUUUUGUUUUAGAAAAUGAUGUCAGAUGAUAUUGGUGCUUAACUUUUUUUUUAUUCUUAUAUAAAGCAUGCCCAAGUGGUGGUAAUUGCUGUCUUUUUUUCCCUUGUUUAUUAAGAGGUACAAUGUACUUUAACUAUUCUUUUGUGCAAAUUGCAAUAUUCCAAUAUUUCUCCCCAUAUAUUGAAAUCAAAGAUUGUAGUUAUAUUAUAAUUAUGUUGUAAUCAUUACAUUGAGGAAUAGCUGUUGUUGGUAUAUUCUAGAUACCACUUUUAUAUACCUGUAGUUGUUGAGUGUUCUCAAACAUGGUGUAACCACUGGAUAAAUGCAAGAAUACAAACACUUUAUUUGAAUAAAUAAAUGUGAACAAAGCAAUAGACAAAGGAGAUGGGUGAUUAGGUGAGCAAAAAUGCCUAUGGUGCUGCAAAUAAGAAAGUGAAAAAUUAAAUCUCAAUUAUAUAGCAAAUUUUUUUAUGAUAUUUCAUUUGACAUUAAAGUAUAGUUUAUGAAAAAUUUUCACAUUUUGCAACAAUCUCACAAAGAUUGAAAUUAUUUUAAUGAAAUGGCAUACACACACCAAGAGGGUCAUAUCACAAACUUGAUUUUAAAUGUCUAUAUUUGUCAUGAGUUGUGUAGUGGUUAGUGUGUUAGUCUCAAAGGUGGGGAAAAAAAAGAAUAAUCAGAGUUUUAAUUCAUAGAAUAAUUUUUGCAGAGAGAACUUUCAGCAGAAAAGUUGUUUGCCUUGAUUUCAUACCUUUCAAUAUAAGAAAUUAACUCAAAAAAUUAAAUUCACAAAUUGAACAUGAUUUUUAUACUUUUUAAGCUAUAUAGGCAUUUUGCUCGCGUUGUUUGCCCUUCUCCUUUAUUUAAAUGACCAUUAAAUUUUUGUUUUUUAAGGACACUUUGUAAGCAAUAGUAAGUAUGUUGUAUACUAGUAGUGUAGCAGAAACAUUUCUCAAUUCUGGGUGUACUGUAUAAAUGUGCUACAUAAUUAUACAUUUGUUAAUAUUAAUGAUUUUUUGCAUUCAUGUUUUAAUAAAACAGUAAAUAAUUUAGAAAAACCAUAAA